This is a messenger RNA of Elaeis guineensis (African oil palm), 1118 nucleotides long. RefSeq names its product pathogen-associated molecular patterns-induced protein A70. NCBI's taxonomy places the organism in Eukaryota, Viridiplantae, Streptophyta, Magnoliopsida, Arecales, Arecaceae. The record is from RefSeq and is a predicted model, not a curated record.
UUCGUGCCACGUGUCCUCCUUAUCCCGACACAUAUAAACCCCACCAUCUUCUUCUCCUCCCCUCACUUCCUCUCUUCCCCCAACGCCCAAUACUCUUCUUUGAAACAAAAAAAAAGAAGGAGAAAAACUACGAAAAUGCUGGAGGAAGCAUUACCGUCGAUCUGGGCGUUGGUCCACGGCUGGCUCACCCCCACCGUCCUUUUCGUGCUUCUCAACCUCGUCAUCGGAACCAUCGCCGUCACGUCCAAAGUGAUCCACCGCGACGCCGACGGUGCUGGCGACCCCCGCAAGCUCUUCCGCUCUCCGUCCCUCGUCCUCGACCGCCUCCGCUCCUUCAACCUCCACAGCUACCGCUCCGGCAACAUCCCCCUCGAGAGUGCCGCCCGGUCCGAGCCACUCGAAACCCUCCAUGUCUCGCCGGAUCCCGCCGUCGCCGCCGAGUCCGAGGCCGUGGAGGCGAUCCACGCACCGGAGGCCGAUCCCGCAGGCGAGGAGCACCACGAGUUCAGCCGAAGCCAGUCGGACUCGCGCCCGACCGGGGGGGAGGUGCCGGUGAAGCUGGCCGCGAAGAUGAAGAAGUCGGCGAGCGACAAGUCGAUGUUCGCGCACUUCGAGGUCGAGGAGGCGGAGGUGGUCCCGUUGCCGGCGACGGUGAGGGCGAGGACCGCGCGGCGGGAGGCGGCGGCGGCGGAGGAGGACGAUGAAGGAAGGGAGGUAGAUGCCCGCGCCGACGACUUCAUCAACCGGUUCCGGCAGCAGCUCCAGCUUCAGCGGCUCGACUCCAUCAUGAGGUACAAGGAGCUGCUCAACCGUGGGGCUGGAAAUCAAACUUAGAAAUUACUUUUAAGGCAAAAAUAACAACCGAAUUAAAAAAAAGAAAAAAAGAGAGAGGAGUACUCUAGUUUUCACAUCUUUUUCUUAGAAAAAUAGGUGAGAAAAGAAACUUCCUCGGAUUAUAUUAGUCUACGAUGUUUGCGGUAGCCUGUGGUUGUUGCUUCGAAUUUUAGCCUGAUGCUGGUGAGUUUUCUGCGUUGGUUAUUGUUGGUGGCUUUGUAAAUUAUUGUUACUUUUAUUACUUGUUUUCAUUUCAUGAAGUACGGAUCAAGGGAUGGUUAUUA